AUGACUGAUAAUAAAUUUACUCCACCAAAAAGAUGGAUCAACUGUCCAAAGUUUGGUGACAGAGUUCCAAAUACACACUUUAUUCCAUUAAAGGCCCCAUUGGCUGAUAAAUAUUCAGAUUUAUAUGAAAAACAUCGUUUUACAUUCAGUAUUUUUCAAGAAGAACAACGUAAGCUUGGUCGCGAAAUUGAAGUUGUUAUUUCUCUCGCAAAUACAGAUGUAUUUUACUCAGUAAAUGAUCUAAAUGGAGUUAAAUGGCGCCAUAUUCCUUGCCGAGGUCACGAAACAGCACCAACAUCAGACGAAUAUGCAAAAUUUUUAGCAACUAUUGAAGAAUUCCAACAAUUACCAGAUAAUACUCUCAUUGCAGUCCAUUGUACACACGGCUUCAACAGAACUGGAUAUAUGAUAGUCCGUUAUCUUGUUGACAAGUUGCACUACACAUUACUUCAAGCUCUUCAGCUUUUUGCCUCUGUUCGUUCUCCAGGAAUUUAUAAGGUCGACUACAUCCAAGUUUUAUGUCAAAUUUACCAGGUUGAUGAAACACAAACUCUUUCCGAGCUAUUCCACGUUCCUCCAAGCGAAAUCAAAAAUAUCAAAAAGCCGAAAUGGGAAUUUCCAGAUCCCAGCACAUUACCACACUUCAGAGUUGAGAAACCCAUUGUCAACGAAACACAGACUUUAGAAAAUGUCGGAACACAUUUCAGAGAUUCAGCGAUUACAUCAGAAAUUUCAAAGAUUUGCAGUGUAAAUUAUGGCAGAUUUCCAGGCUCCAAUCCAAUCUCUAUUACAUCAGAGAACAAAAUGCAACUUACGCAAAAAAGAUAUCUUGCAACUUACAAAUCAGAUGGUGUUCGCUAUUUCCUUUACGCUUUCCACAAGAACACGUAUUUAAUUGACAGAAAGAACUCAAUUAGGAAGGUCAACGUUACUCUAGUAACAAGAAAAGGCCAACCAAUGGAAAAUACUUUACUGGAUGGCGAAUUAGUAGUUUCGAAAGGUGAUGACAAACCUCAUUUCUUGAUUUUCGAUGUACUUUGCUUUGAAGGAUUGAAUUUAACUAAUCAUACGUGGGAUUUACGAAUGGAUUAUUCGAAGAAAGGAGUUGUACCUUUCCGCAAGAUGUAUUUCAAUCGUAAUCCAGGCGCUUUUACACGCGAAGACUUCCAUAUCGAAGAAAAACUCCAGUGGGAGCUCCAAAACAUUCGUGACUUGGAAGAAUACAUUAUGACAAAAGUGACACAUGAUACCGAUGGUGCCAUUUUCACUCCACUUGAUUUAGAGUUUGUUCCCGGUAGAUGCGAUCAGAUACUGAAGAUGAAACCCAUCGAAUUGAACUCUACAGAUUUCAAAAUACAGCUCCACAAUGGAAUUUAUUACAUGUCUGUUACAAAUUACGUUAAAAAUGAUGAAAAAUUCCAGGAAAACAUUCCUAUAUCUAUAUUAGACUUCGCAGAUGGAUUGGGUGUAAAGGAUGGAGCUAUUUGCGAAGCAGUUCUCGAUUUGAAGAAGGAAGAUAUCGAAAAUGAUCCAAUAAAUUGUUGGUUUAAAGCUGGUUGGAGGCCUUUGAGAAUCAGAGAAGAUAAAGAUACUCCAAACGUAUACACAACAUUCGCUGGUGUCUUCAAGUCAAUUGAAGAUAAUAUUAACUUUGACACAAUAGCAAAAAUGUUCCCUAAAAAAUAA
Messenger RNA from Trichomonas vaginalis G3, 1686 nucleotides. Its product is annotated as mRNA guanylyltransferase protein. Gene Ontology annotation, biological process: 7-methylguanosine mRNA capping; dephosphorylation. Gene Ontology annotation, molecular function: protein tyrosine/serine/threonine phosphatase activity; mRNA guanylyltransferase activity; ATP binding. The transcript has a single exon. The record is from RefSeq and is a predicted model, not a curated record. The coding region runs from base 1 to 1686 and encodes 561 amino acids. Lineage: Eukaryota; Parabasalia; Trichomonadida; Trichomonadidae.